AUGAAAAUACCGAACUUAUCAUGCGAUUUAGGAUUUAAGCCAGUAAAUUUAAUCAAACCCGAUCCAAAAUUUGUUAUUCUCUCAGAUAUUUGUCCUGAUUGGAUUGAAUCAAAAAAAAUUAUCCAUACGAAAUAUACACAAAGUGGUGGUGUUCGUCCUUUCGGAAUCUCAACACUCAUCAUUGGUUUCGAUGCAAAUGAUGAAACGCCUAGACUCUAUCAAACGGAUCCAUCUGGUAUAUAUUCUGCAUGGAAGACCGUUCGUGAAUUUUUGGAAAAAAAUUAUAAAGAAGGUUUGACUAAAGAUGAAACUAUCAAAUUAACUGUUAAAUCUUUGUUAGAAGUUGUACAAACUGGAGCUAAGAAUAUUGAAAUAGCUUUAAUGACAGCUGACAGUGUUAUUAAGGUAAGAAAAGUAUAUACUCGUGCUUCAACUA
Molecule: messenger RNA, 436 nt
Organism: Racocetra fulgida
Lineage: Eukaryota; Fungi; Glomeromycota; Glomeromycetes; Diversisporales; Gigasporaceae
Source: the annotation of a GenBank genome assembly